Messenger RNA from Vespa crabro (European hornet), 3388 nucleotides. RefSeq names its product ras-related protein Rab-32 (gene Rab32). Gene Ontology annotation, molecular function: GTP binding; GTPase activity. The record is from RefSeq and is a predicted model, not a curated record. Bases 857 to 3154 code for a protein of 765 amino acids. NCBI's taxonomy places the organism in Eukaryota, Metazoa, Arthropoda, Insecta, Hymenoptera, Vespidae. Gene Ontology annotation, biological process: endosome to lysosome transport; phagosome-lysosome fusion. Gene Ontology annotation, cellular component: late endosome; trans-Golgi network; lysosome. The transcript is spliced from 6 exons.
GAUAUGUAAUACUUUAUGAAGAAAAAGAAGAGAGAGAUAGAGAGAGAGAGAGAGAGAGAGAGAGAGAAAGAGAGAGAGAGGGAGAGGGAAAGAGGUGAAGGGAGAUAUUUCCCCCACUUUAGUUACCUUCGAGAUUUUUAUAUCAACAUAUUAGUGUACAUCAGAACACCGUAGGCUUUACAGUGUUUUCGCGAGCUAGAAUACUUUUCAAAGAAUUUUUUUUUUUUUUAAUGAUCUUUUUGUUCGGAAUUUUAUUUCGUCUUUUUUUUUCUACAUAUAUAUUUUUAUUUUUUUUUUUUUUCCUAUUUUUUUUAUUUUUUAUUAUUACCUUUGAGUAAUAGUUCAGUGAUAGACCAUCGAAUAGAUCCUAAAAUUCGUAAUUUCGUUGAAGUUGAAUCAGGAAGAUUGUGCUCAUUGAGAAUUAGUAUGAAGAAAGAAGGAGGAAAGGGGUAACGGAAGGAAAAGAAAAAGAAAAAAAAUAAUAAUACUAAUAAAAAGAAAGAAAAGGAGGGAAGGGUGUGAAGGGUUGUUGUUAGAGACAGACGACGUGUCGGAUUAUCCGUCGGUGGCCGAUCGAAACCGAGAAAGCGAGCUGUUCUAAGGUUUCCUCGGAUAGCACGGUGAAGCCAAGUUGUGGAGUCUGUCCGAGUUGUAACGAGAGCGAGACUGAUAAAGAGAGAAAGAAAUAGAAAGAUAGAAAGGAAAGAAAAAGAAAAAGAAAAAGAAAAAGAAGGAAAAAAAAGAGAGAAAGAUUAUAUAUAUAUAUAUAUUAUUUCUUAUUCUCUUUUUUCUUUUCCCUUCCUCCUUGGAGGUUCAAACAAAGUAUUUUAAAGUGUCUCGAGAUCACGUGUCCAUCAUGGAUCAUGGUAAUGGUAGUGGAAACGAGGGUGGCAGUUCACCAGACACCGUACUAGCUCGUUCCUCAUCAGACGAGGAUAGACAAAGAAAUCCUGAAAGUACUUCCGGUGAAUAUGUUACUGUUGCCGGUAGCAGUUCAAGUUUGGAUACUUUAGCUGGUCAACCUUGUACGACAACAAAGACUACCGUCAGUACGGUUACUAAACCAACUACUACUAAUACUUUACCAAACGAGGAAAAGAGGAAAGGUAGUGGUGGUGGUGGUGCUGGUAGUGGUGGUAGUGGCGGAGGAGGAGGAGGAGGAGGAGGAGGAGGAGGAAGGUUUGGUAUAUUGAAGAAUAGCUUUAGGAAGGAUGGUGCUGGAUUGUUCAAGAUGAAAAAGAAGACAAUUCGUGGGAUGGAAGGAACCGGCGAUGGUACAACUAUCGAGCUUGAUCCUGAUCCUAAAGAUGAUAAAGACUCCUCAAGUCGCAAGAAGGUACAACGUAGUCGACAACAACAGGAAGAAACGGAGGAUGAUCAAAGAACUACUGCGUCGAUUAAUGUUACAACCGUGGAGAGUCCUGGUGUGAUAUUAAAGAAGAAAAAGUCACAUUCCUUGGUACGGAGAUUAAGUCUAAAUAAAUUUCGAUUAUCAACGGAUCAAUCAUCGCAACAACAAUCUCAACAACAAGACGAAGCGAGAAGAAGGACACCGGAUGGCGGUGAUAGCAGCCAAUCUCAAAGCCAAUCCUCUCAAGACUCGCCCAGUCACUCGGACAGCCCUAAGAAAUUUACUAGGAAGGGAUUAGACGUUGAAAAAAGUGUCUUCAGGGGUAUACGGCAUCGUUCUAAAGCCGACUCCGAACAGCUCGUAGGGGAGAGGGAAGGAGGAGAGAAGAAGGGAGAAACGAAGAAACCGGAGAUGCUGAUCGCGAAACCGGUGAGCACUGUCACUGUAGUACAACGCAGGUCUCCGUCGUUGACCAUCAGAAGUGUUCCUAAGAGUUCUCAGCAACACGAAUCACCGGAUCGACAGAGUACAGAACAAGAAAGGAAAUCCGAAAUCCAUUGUACGUCUACUUUGCCGUAUGCAAUAUCAAGAUGGCCGGAUCAACGAAAGGAAUCAACGUCGUCGGAGGUGCUGAGGCCAAAGAGAUUAUCGAUAAAAGCCGAGUCUGAUGGCGGUAGUAUUAUUAAUACGAGGAAAACUUCGCCAGUAGAAUUGCGUAGAAAAUUGUCGUUAUUGGAAGAGAAACGUGCGAUAUUUCAACGUAGAUUAUUCGAGAGUACAAGAGACAUCAGUGAUUCUGGUGAAACGGUAAUAGCCGUAACAUUAGACGAGGAUCGUAAUAAUGUUAUAGAGAAAUCUCAUGAUUUUGAUUUCGACGAUAAGGAUGGUAAAGAUACAUUGAAGAAAAAGGCAAGACACAUUAGCGUAAGAAAGUUCGAUACUUUUUCAACGUUCGAAGGUACUUUCGACGAGGAUACUGGAUUGGGUUAUUUAGCCGGGAUCGAGGAGGAUUAUAUUGAGAGAUUUGAUAGGCAGGACGAAGAAUACGCCAAGUUACAAUCAGCCAUGGCACCCAUGUUGGCAGCUGCCAAUGAUAACAUUGAAAAAGCGAGAUCUAGCAGCCAGGAAAGUGCGUCGUCACAGAACAAUGCUCCAAAUAUUGGAGUUGGAGAGAAGAGGGAGCAUUUGUAUAAGAUAUUGGUAAUCGGUGAAUUGGGAGCCGGGAAGACGUCGAUCAUAAAACGAUACGUACACCAAUUCUUUUCUCAACAUUAUCGUGCAACGAUAGGCGUUGAUUUUGCAUUGAAAGUUCUCAAUUGGGAUCCCCAUACUAUAAUCAGACUUCAAUUAUGGGACAUAGCAGGUCAAGAAAGAUUUGGAAAUAUGACAAGGGUAUAUUACAAGGAAGCAGUAGGUGCUUUCAUAGUGUUCGAUGUUACGAGAAGCGCAACUUUGGAUGCUGUCGUCAAAUGGAAACAAGAUCUUGACUCCAAGGUACAACUUCCGGAUGGCUCGCCGAUACCCUGUGUACUUUUGGCAAAUAAAUGUGACCAGCAGAAGGAAGGUUUGGUUAAUUCCCCAAAUAAAAUGGACGAGUAUUGUAAAGAGAAGAAUUUCGUUGGUUGGUUUGAGACAUCGGCCAAGGAAAAUAUUAAUAUUGAAGAGGCGGCAAGAUUUCUUGUAAAUAAGAUACUUCAAAACGAUCAGAUUAUGAGAGGCAAUGAUUCGCAGGAUCAAAACGACGGUGAGAGAUUUGCGUUGAAUCAAUCACCCGUCAGUUCAAAGAAAUCUUGUUCCUGCUGACGAUUUGGAAACGUCUUCGUCUUCGUCUUCGUCUUCGUCUUCGUCUUCGUCUUCGUCGUCGUAGUUGUCGUCGUUGUCGUCGUUGAUCAUUGUCUACUUCGACUCUGCGCACUCCAUCUUAGAAGAAAAAAAAGAAAUAAACCAAAUCAACAAACUAAUCAAACGGAUAAAAACAAAAAAGAUAGAACCUCAUUGUUCAGUAUCGUUUUAUUAAGAAGUUAUUAUGAGUUUUAA